AUGACGUACAUACACUCUUGGUCAUCUACCGUUUCUCUUGUUCCUCGGCACCCCAAUCCCCUCGCUUUUGCCGUCAGCACUUGUACUACGCGAUUCGUCUCGCUACCUUGGUAUCACUCCGCUGAUUUACUCUCCCACCAUUCCCGCAGAGCCACUCGGAGACCGAUACCCAGCCCCCUCUCAUUAGCGGCUGCUGUGUCGCCUGCCAGCCCGACAUUGUCUAGCCGAUCCGAUAUUUCCCCUGCCACUACGCCGCAUCAUUCCGGCCGAUCGAUUCCUCAAUCCCCGACCUACUCCGGAGAGGGGCCUCGUUCCCCGAGAGAAAAGUUGGACGAGCUUCUUGCCGCUGAAAAGACUUUCUACCAGAGCAAUACCUCGGCCGUCUCUACCUCUACUCCUGAGGCCGGAGCCUCGCGAUCAAUCGCGAAUCACCCUCCCACGAAUGGUGGCCGAGCCGUAUCCGACGCCGUCGCAACCCCAGCGCCUACGAAAGGCUUGCCAAAAUCACAGACCGUGCCCAAUAUGGCGGGCCCUACACCUGCCACCCGGGGAGAGCCUGGGACCGGUGCUCCCCGCAACUCGUCGAUCGACUCCUCCAUAUCUGCUGCCACGAGCAGCUCCAACUACCGGAAGGGCUCUCAGUCAAGCCAGGUCGAGAUGCCCGACAUCGCUAGCUUGAUUAAGACGGCGGGCAGCCCCGAGGCAGUCAUACAAUAUUUGCUCAAGGAAAAACAGUCCCAGUCUCAGCAAAACUCACAGCUCUGGCGGUUGGUCGAUAAGCAGCGGGCCAUGAUCCUGGGACUGAACAAAGACUUGGAAAGGGCCCUAAAGGACAAGGAGAAGUACCGCAAGAAGCUCAAAGAAGUGAUAGCCGUGCCACAGAUGGCCAAGGCCGCAGAGUCCCAACCAAAACCCGCAACAUCCGAACCUGUUUUGGGUAGGCCCAUCCCCAAGGUCGACAUAUCAGGCCCUGACGACCGGCACGUCGCACCCGACUCUCCCAGCUUGGAAUUGGACAGCCAGAAGCAUUCGCCCAUCGACAUGGCCAUGGCUCCCUAUCCCAUUACACCACCCGCAGAUCGAAUCGACAACGGCCCGCCCUCGGCCGUGGGCGAUAUGCUGGAUCCCUCUCACAUGAUGCCAAAGCCCCAAGAACACGCCUACGACAAGUUUGACCACGAGGCGGAGGAGAAUGCCGCGGAUGCCGCUCGCCACGAAGAAAAGGAGCGCCAGAUCCGAGAACUACCGAUCAACUUGUCGCUCCCGCCAUCAAGGAGCUUGCCCAGCCAGCCGCCCAAGGGACCACCUCCCAAGCCUCCUGUAGCGCCUCCUGCCCUUGCAGCUACCGAAGCGACGCCCAAGCCCGACAAAGACAUCGCCCAGUUCCCCAACCCGCCGCCACGGAAACCACCUCCCGCACCCUUGCAACUCCACAAGAGCAAGACCCCUACGCCCGAAGAGGGAGACACUGAUUCUGACUUUGACGACAUCCUGGAGGUGGAUGAGAUUCUGGACGACAGGCGGGGCAGACGACGAACAAGAGAAGAGGAUGAACGGGCACGAAAAGUCUCGGCCAAGAAAGAGACAGAGAUGCGGAGCCUGUCGAAGAAGAGCAAAUCGCAGAGCCAAAAGGGAACACCCACAGUGGCAGAGGCUCCCCAGCUGCCGGCGGAGGCUCUGGCUCUGCCGGCCAGCCCGAGACAAUUCCCGCAGCAGUUUGCGACCUACCAGAACGGCGCCGCCUCUCUAGCUGGCGUUUUGAACGGUGACCGGCUAGGGGCGCCCAAACUGGGCCAACCCCUGACUCCUGGACUGCCGCUGAGCCCCCGGCCAGGAGGUGGUCCGAGAGGGUUCGUGACGGAAGAGUACCCGGAUCUGCUCCUGCCCCCCAACGCCAUCCCAUCGAUCCAAGUGAGGGUAGCGUCAUCUCGCAUGAAGCCUUCACGGGCUAGCGUCCUGUCUUUGACGCAGCUGGAGGAGGACCCUGUCUUCACGCUCGCCGUCUUCUCCCGAGCCGACCGGGGAGAAUUGUGGCGAGUUGAAAAGGACUUGGCGUCGCUCAGCAAGCUGGACCAGAAACUGAAGCAAUGUCCUUCUUUCACCACGAAAGCACCGGACCGGGCUCUGUUCACCGGCCAUGCACCGGCCAAGCUGGAUGCCCGCAGACAGGCUCUCGACCGGUACCUCGAAGAACUUCUAGAGACACCCCUCGACCUCUCAACGGCCUUGGAGUUUUGCAAAUAUCUGUCGACCAACGUGGUCCCCCCGAAUGCCGACGAAGAGGGUCGUCCCGAAGUCGGGGCAGAUUCGCCGACUGCCAGAGCUCGGUUCUUUGUGCUCGACGGCCCGCGGCUGAGAUACUUCGAGGCACCCGGGGGCGCACAUCUCGGCACGAUCAAGUUGCCUCACGCACAGAUCGGCAAGCAGUCGCAGAACAACGAAAACCAGCCACCAGGGCCCGGCGCGCCGAGCACGGAAGACUUCGAUAACCAGUACCGUCACGCCUUCCUCAUCUUGGAACCAAAGAAGAAAGACUCGAGCAGCUACCUCAAGCACGUCCUUUGUGCCGAGAGCGACACCGAGCGAGACCGUUGGGUGGAAGCCCUUCUGAAGUGGAUCGAUUACCGGGAACCCGGAGAAGAAGAUGCCCCCGGGCCCGCUCACGACCGUCAAAAUUCGGAAGGAUCUGAACCAACGGGCGCGAAGAAGAAGAAGGGCAAGGGAAAUCAGGCACAGGGCGACUUGCCGCAGAGUGCGCGUCCCAAGACGUCAUCUGGCAUGCCGGAUAACUCGGACAUGCCGCAUUCUCCUAUUGUGAUUUCGGGCCCGAAGGAUAUGCAGGUGAUCUCCGACUCGGCGGCGUGGGGCAACAAAAUUGGGUUAUCUGUGCCAAGUUACGAAGAGAAGAAACAACGGAAGAGGAGUUUCUUCGGGUCCUCGGCUGACGGUCAGGAUACGCUGUUCGGGCACGAGGGUAGCGCGUCGUCGACUCCUCCGCAGGGCGGUUAUCACGGCCCGGUUCGUCAAGUGUUCGGGGCACAACUAGCGGAAGCUGUCCGAUACAACGCGCCGCAGGACGUGGCUGUGCCGCUCCCUUCGGUGGUCUACCGCUGCAUCCAGUAUCUGGACGCCAAUAAUGCCAGUCUGGAGGAAGGGAUUUUCCGGCUCAGCGGAUCGAACGUGGUGAUUAAGCAGCUCAAAGAGCGGUUCAAUACGGAGGGCGACAUCAACCUGGUCACGGACGAGAUGUACUACGACAUCCACGCGGUGGCGUCUCUCCUCAAGCUGUACUUGCGCGAACUGCCGACGACGAUCCUGACGCGGGAUCUGCACAUGGACUUUUUGACGGUGACGGAAAUGACGGACCGGAGAGAGAAGAUUAGUGCGCUCAGCGAUCUCGUGCAGAGGCUCCCGCUGGCAAACGCCACAUUGCUCAAGUAUCUCAUCGCAUUCUUGAUCAAGAUCAUCAACAACGCGGACAUCAACAAGAUGACGGUACGGAACGUGGGGAUCGUCUUCUCGCCGACGCUGAACAUCCCGGCACCCGUCUUCGCCAUGUUCCUGCAGAACUACGAGCCGAUUUUUGGUGUUCCGCCCGAGGAGUACGAGCUCCCGUCCGGGUCGGGCGAGUCGGUGUCGACAUACGAAGCGCCGUCGCCAAUCCUGCCCGCCCCAGGGAGGCCGUAUGAUCCGCAACGGCCCGGGACUUCGGGACAGAGCCAGUCGCCCCACCGUCAGCGGCUGCUGGAGUCGGUCACCGGACAGGGCAGGGCCGGGGGAGUGACGCCGCCUCUGCUGCAGCAUAUGAACGCGGCGCGGGCGUCGCCGACGCCGUCGCAGAACUUUUCGAUGCACCGCGGCAUAUCAUACGAGCCGCAGCAAUACGCGAAUCAUGGCCCGGGCGGAGGUGCCGGGUAUGACCAGCCUAUCUACCCUUCGGGCUACCAAGACGGCUCGAACGGCGGCGGCGCGCCGUCAUACGAGUCUGGCUAUAAGAACACUAAGCGGCGUGAGAGCGCCAUGUACGGUGUCGGCAUGCUUGCGGCGAGUCAUCCGAACCAGGGCUCGCGAAGCCGGUUGCGGGAGGAGACGCGAUACUAG
Messenger RNA from Sodiomyces alkalinus F11, 4101 nucleotides. RefSeq names its product RhoGAP-domain-containing protein. The record is from RefSeq and is a predicted model, not a curated record. The coding region runs from base 1 to 4101 and encodes 1366 amino acids. Gene Ontology annotation, molecular function: phosphatidylinositol binding. Gene Ontology annotation, biological process: regulation of GTPase activity; signal transduction. Lineage: Eukaryota; Fungi; Ascomycota; Sordariomycetes; Glomerellales; Plectosphaerellaceae. Gene Ontology annotation, cellular component: cytoplasm. The transcript is spliced from 9 exons.